UUUGAUUGCACUCGUCAGUUGGCUUUGAAAGUCGUAAAUGCGUGAACGUCGGAGUGUCACUGCGGUUCGGUUGAUGGGAGUGAUUUUCGGGCUGGUGUUGUUUUCAGUGAGAUUGUUGUAAUGAAGUGCAUUUGAGAGGAUGUGAGGAAUUGCUAGUGCGAAGCUUGAGAAGACUAAAGUGGAAUAUUAUUGAAAUCCAACUUUUGUCCUGAUUUGUGAAUACAUUGUGCUGGUGAAAUUGCGGGCGAGCGGAUAUUCCUGAUCUUCAUUGCGGAGAAGCACCCGUGUUUCGCUGUAAGCCGGUCGUUCCUGUCAUCAGAACUACACUGGAUUGAUAUUGACUUCCAAUGUGUUUUCUACUGAAGAAUGGAGUGAUUACAACUUGCGACUACAAACAUAUACAUAUAUCCCGGAAGUCAACAACAUUAAACUAACUCUAUUUACACUGUGAAACCGGUAUCCAUAUUUUCUUAUACUUGACAAAUUAAAAUGCAACAUGAUGUUACCAUCGAGAUGACUAAAUAGCGGAGCUUAACGGUAACAGAUUAUGUUUGAAUUAAAUUCACGGCGUGUUUACUUGGCCUCACAAAUGAUUUCUGAAUCUACUGAAAUUAUAACCGGCGAAAUGAAGGCGCCUAAAGAGGAACAUUUAACUACCAACUCAAAUCCAAAUUGCUCGUUCAUCAAAACGUCAUUGUCGAUGACAGCUCUACCACCAAACGACAAUUGCCAUGACAGCAGCGAAGUAAUAAAAGCUAAGUUGAGGAUUGAAAGGCCCUACAACAGUUUGAAGAACAAGCGGAAUUCCCGACAUGACUCGUGGCGCCGCUCGUGGGGCAGUGGACAAAGCCAUAGUUCUAAUAGCUUAUAUAGUAACGCAACUGGCAUUGGUUUGAAUUCGGGGAAGGAUGAAUUUUGGGCUGCUCUGCAAAGUAACUACAACUAUAUCAUGGACACUAACCUCCUCGAUGCCUGCCGCCAAGCUCGCUUCGAACUUGAACCCGAGACACGAACCGUAGUGAAUACACCAGAGAGUUGCUCCAAGAUGCUACAGCCAUCGCGAGCAGAAGGCACUCCUGAAGAUAUUAAAAAUUUGCGACGUUGGCUUCGUGAAAAGGAAGAAAUACUCGCCAAAGCUCCAACUUUAUUUGAAGCGACUCGUAUGACAACGCAGCAGCUACAGACUUUGGCAACGGAUCAUUCGGUAUUAUACUACGAUAUUGUAUCUCAUGCUCGAGUGGUCACUGCCUGUGUGAGGGCUUCUGAAAAAGAGACAAAGGCAGCAACAUUGCAGCAUUCGAAAGAAAACAGAAAAACCUCAACAACAAACGGUGAACAUCGAACUUCUGAAGAUAACUUGAAGGGACUUGAACGACGUUAUCAUUUGCUUUAUCUUAAAGCUAUCGAAAUUCAGUGUUUAUUUGAAGGCUUAUUAGGGAAGAGGAAUUCAUCGAACAUCUUGAAUCGUACGUCCUCAACUGAGACUGAUGAAGAACCCGCUUCUAAAGUUGCACGAUAUUCAGAUGAGCCCAAGGACAGUGCCUUUUUCGGAAUACUUAAGGAGCAUUUUACAACUCAGGCAGAAGCUAUAAGUGAUGAUAUAAUUUCUGAGGAAGACAGUGUGAAUAGCUGCAGCUUUCAAAAAAAGUUUUCAUUGCGGUUCCUACCGUCACCUCAUUCUCGCAGCCGUCGUCAUAAAUAUUCCGACUUGAAUGCAAUUGAAUUCGACGCCGAUUCCGAAAGCAGUGAAUUCGAGGAUGGAAGUCUGAACAAAGGAAAAAAUCGGGAUAUACGAAGACAGGAGAAAUGCUAUGCUGCAAAAAAGGAUUAUAACCAAUUGGUGGUUAAUGAAACUAUGGACUUUGGCUGUUCAGCCGCAAAGAAAUCUAGCUCUCUGAUCUUUGAAGCAACCGCAGAGAAUAGUACUAGUUUGAAAAUAAUACAAAAAACAAUUCUCGAAGAAAUUGAUCAACAGAAAUCUGUUGGAGUCACAAAAAAACGUGAGAGGACUGCAACAGAUAUAUCAAAGUUCAAUCGAUCUGAUCGCAAAUCGAAAAAUUGUGCCAUAUUUUAUUUCAAGCAUUUGGAUACGGAUAAUGAGAAUUUGGGAUUGUCAUCUCAAGGAAGCGAUGUACUGAAAUCAGAUGAUCCAUCAUCAGAUGAUGAGGGUUGGUUCUUCUCUAAUGAUUGUACAGAUGGAAAAUAUAUAAUAAGAGAAGAUUUUGAUAAGGAAAAUAAUACACAAAUUGAAAAGAAAAGUAAUAGUAACUCGAUUGGAAAACUAGCAUCGCCAAUAAUAUUGGAAGAAUCAGCAACAAAGAUAGGAACAACAAACGAUAUGGAGGAGAAAAUAGUUGAGGAAGUUAUAAAUUCGUCAAAACUAAGUAGUGAAGAUACAAUUCCAAACCAGGAAAAUGAAGGCACAUACAUUGGAAACCUAAACGAGAAAAGUGAUGAAAUAUUAAAAAAAAACCUGGCAAAUUCACCUGAAGGAAUUACGAAUAAGGAAUCGAUCAAACAACUCGUUAUUGAUGCUGAAAAUUUAGUUCGAGAUGAAUUGAUGAAAACACCAUCUAAGUGCCAUUCCAUUAUUAAAAUUUCCUCGACGGUUAAAAAGCGUGAACAAAUCAUGUCUGGAACUAACUUACAAAAGGUUCAAGAAUGGCUCGAAUAUGAAACACAAAGGGAAGACGCAGCAUCUACAUCUCAGCCUCCAACGGAUUGCGAGGCGUCAGGUGAAAAUACAGAAUCGGAAUCUAAUGAGCGUGAUUCCGACACAUCUGAAGGUUUCACAGAUUCGGUAGCCACGUGCAUGCAGACGGCUGAUAGCAAUUCACAGUGCACUUCUACAGAAAUAAUAGGAGGCUCCGCAGAACCUAUACCGAAUUGCGGCAGCAACACGAGUUUGAGCUAUGCAAAGGUUAUACGUCGCACGAGCAAACGUACUUCAGAUCGCCCUUGGUCAGUGUCGUGUUUAUCGCAGUUAACAGAAAGUGAUAAAAUCAGUUCCGAGAAGAUAAGAGCCAAUCAGGGGUUAGCUACUCAUUCUAUCAGUGAAUCAGCUCUGCAUAUAUUAUCAGCACAAAAUCAACGUUCUCGCAGGAAUGAUUCUCCGCAAACCCCAGUGAAAAGUUCCGACAGUAAAGGUUCCUUGAAACGACGUAAGCCAAGACGGAGAAAAACGACAAGUAAAAAAAGUGACUCGGGAUCUGAUGGGUUGCUUCAUAAAUUAUUUGAACAACAAUCAGUUUCAUGUGAUAUAAAAAUCGUAGAAGAUAUCACAAAAGCAUUGUCAAUGAUUUCUGUAGGGAAAUCAGUGAAAAAUCCAGGGAAAUCAAUGCAAGAAUUAGAGAGUGAAGAGGAAAACAUCUUGCCGAAACCCGAUUUCAAAAUUGGGUCCAUCACAAAUACUGUCGUACUGGCCAAAGAGACUAAGUUGGGCUCGUUAGCUGCUUUAGCUAAUUAUAUGCAUGAUGAACAAGGAGCUGUACCACUCAAAGUAAAAUCAAGAGGAGAUAACACUGGCACUGAAGAUCACAGCAGUUUCUCGGAACAAGCUUGGGAUAACUACCAAGAAAAAUACAAUUCUGAGAAUUAUUCAGAAGGAAUGGAUUCUGACGCCGCAAGGAGACUGUUAGAGUUUGGUGAUGAUUAUCGUAAUUUUUUGGAUUCGCAGUCAGACUGCUGUUCGUCUCUAUCAGCAGCGAAUAAUUUUGAUUCUUUGUCCCCGCCACGAAUGGAUUCAUUGAAUGCAUCUGAAUCUAAACUUCCUCAACAACCUUCUAUAAGUACAGUAGAUCAUAUACGACGUCGCCGUGCUUUGGAAUUGGAGUAUGAACGGCGGAGAGAAUUAAAGAAAAAAAAUUCCAAUGAUGAUGAAAUACGUGCUAAUAGAUCGUCACAUGGAAGUGGAUCUUCCAUUAAUAAUGGUUCUGUGAAAGGCGUCGAGAGGACAGUUAAAGGUUCUACUGAAGUUGUUCGCCGCUUAGACUUUGGAACAAACAGUCUGCCACAAUUUUCAAGAAGAGCCUCUGAAACUGAUACAAAUUCAACGCGUCGUCGAAAAUCGGAAGAUAGCUCUACAAUUCGUAGGCGAAUUUCUAGGACUAGCGACAAGGCAUUGAAAAUCUAUUCGCUUGGGUCAUUGUCUUCCAAUGCAUCAUCCGACGAAGAAAAGGAAGUGAAAAGUCUUUUAACACAAAGUAGAAGCCGUUUGGAGAAUACGAAUUCAUUGAAGAUUCGCAGCCUUUUGUUGAAACCAGAAGAUUAUGAUGAAAUUACAACCACAUGUCGAGAUAAUAUUGCUUGCCUGAGUUCUGUACUUUAUGGAGCGCCGGGAACUGGUUUGUCAACAGCACGAAAUAAUGAGACGAAAGAGUUGCUUUCAUCUUGGCAGCAUCUUUUGAUGUGGAGUGAAAACACUGCUGUGGCGCGAAAGCUACAAGAAGAGAUGGUCGCAUUGAAAAAUACUUUACAACGCUUUGGUCACCAUCCCUGCGACUUAGACUCUGAAGCUGCAAUUCAAUUUUCCAUUGAAGAGCUCAAGAGUGAGAAAAUCCAGUUACAAACUUAUCGGACGAAUAUGUUAUGCUUGAACGCUUCUGUUCAUAGUUGGUUAACAAGAGAAGAAAUAAAACUUAAGAAGAGUCAAGAGAUUGAUAUUAAUUCAGACGAAGCAAUGACUACUGCUGGAAGCGGAGGGGCUCUUAUUGGAAAUGGAAAAGUAAACGCUCCAUCUGGUGUAGGUGUUCAGGCAGAAGAGGAAUUGCAUAAGCAAUUGAAAAUCGAUGUGAGUGAAAUGUAUUGCGCGUGGGACGAAGCUGAUGCAAGAGUAUCAAACUAUCUGCAGUCUUUAACAAAUUCACUUACUGCUUGGCGCCAACUUGAAUUUGGACUAUCAGAAUUCCGUCAAGUAUUAGAUGAUGAUAGAGGGACUUUGCAAGGACUUGAAGGAGCUCUUGAUAGGGGACAAGCUAACCCAACUAUUUUAGCACAAAAUGUUAAAGUGGUUGCUAAGCUUUUGUCCGAAAAGGUUGCUAACGGGGGACAACAGGUUGCCAUUAUCACACACGAAAAUAGUGAAAGUCGGUCUGGUGUAGCCGCUCAAUUUCCAAUGAUCAUAACUUCUUCGAACGGUUCCUUAUCAGAUAGCGGUAUUUCAGAUGGUGGUGCUACUUCGGAUGGCGGCUUAUCGGAGAGGGAGCGCCGUCUUGGUGUACUGAGACGCCUGGCCAAACAACUGGAAAAUGCAUUAGCACCAGGAAGUGAAGCUUUACGAUCAAUAGCAGCACGAAUGGAGUCUGCUGAGUUGGAGCUUAAAGUACUUCAAAAGACGUGUCGAGAGUUAAUAGUACGUACUAGCGUUUCCCAGCAAACUGCUGAAAGUGUUGUAGAUUCCGCCUUACAAACAAAUGGAUUACAGAAAGAAAGUAUGCGAACGAAGAAGAGUCCAGGAUCUAAACGCAAGAAUAAAUUGAGAUCUUCCAGUAGUAGUGAUCGUAAUGCCCAUAAUGGCUCAUUACACCAACCGUCAGGCAUUUUCGCGAAAACAUCAGAUUCGGGUGAUCCUGAUGACCCUAAAGAUGAUCCCCCGGAAUUUCUCAUGGCUGAAGACGAUUUUGGACAGAAGCAAGGCUGGGCAUGGCGAGUUGCUCGUAUUGCUCUCCCCGUGCAAAUUGCUAUCAUAACUUUACUUUGCGCAGCGUGCUUCAUGGAACCACAUUGUUGCGACACAUUGAAUAAUUUUUCUAUGAGUUUCGCACCACAAUUGCGAUACAUACGCGGUCCGCCUCCAAUCUGAGCGAUUAACAUUUGUUAAUGGUUUACAAUUUCGAGAACAUUUCUGGGUUGUGAUAAGGCUUUAGCGUACAACGUAAGCGAUGUGUAAUGUGUUAUUAGGUUAUCACUUUCGUUCGUUGCCUUAAGAGGAAAUAAAUGCGUUAACAGUUUUUUGCCCAGGGUUUCUAUAUCGGGAAAUUUACUUUUAGAAACAUCUCAGUGUAAGAAGAAGGCAUUUAAAAAAUAUGUAAAGUCGUGAGAAAUUAACUGCCACCCUGAAUAUGAAGUGUUUGAUUAUACUCGUCCAUCUAGGAAGUCAUAGGGAAUUCUACCCAAUUCUUCAAACUACAAACUCGACAGAUUUUCCAAACUAAUAUAUACGAGUACUUCUGGGGACAAUUCUUAGGAAGUAAACCCAGCCUUGUUGGACGCAUUUUCACUUACUGAUUAUGCAGAUGUAUUAGCAAUAAUUAGGAAGGAUAUAUGAAUAGGAUACUUUUUUACUUUUUCCAAUAAAAUUUAAAUUUAAUAUUUUUCUAUUUUAUAUCUGAUUAGUUAUUCUAAACCAAAAUUUGGCCAGAAAAGCUCGCCAAAGAAGAAACAAUGUUCUUAUAGGUCUUAUAGCCGCACACCCCUAUUCAUUGGUUUAACGGUUAUGAAGUAUUUUAAGCUUAGUGCCUAUUUAAAAAAAAUAUUAUUUGUUUUGAUAGGCAAUCUAAAGGUAGAUAUGCAUAUUUUAUAUUUUACAUAAAAAAUGUUGAGGAUGUGCGCAAUAUUUGAAGCAAUCUAUGCAAUAAACAGCUUUUGUGUUUUGCCACAUGGGUCGAAGCGAUUUGAGCUGGUCGAAUAGUAAUUGGAGAAACGCAGAUAGGCACAAGCGAAAGAUAUAGAUGUUCAGUGUGAAUCAAAGCAAUGAACUGAUUUCACAACGGACUUUUUUUGUCAUUCGACACUGCUUUCUUUUUUUAAACGAUUUUGAAUUAUAAAAGUUUCGACCAAACAUUUAUGUUCGUUUUAGACAAAAUAUUGUAUUUGAAUUUUUCAAAAAUAAACCAUUUUUUCAAAAGAG
Messenger RNA from Hermetia illucens (black soldier fly), 6847 nucleotides. RefSeq lists its product as uncharacterized. The record is from RefSeq and is a predicted model, not a curated record. The transcript is spliced from 22 exons. NCBI's taxonomy places the organism in Eukaryota, Metazoa, Arthropoda, Insecta, Diptera, Stratiomyidae. The coding region runs from base 548 to 5800 and encodes 1750 amino acids. Gene Ontology annotation, cellular component: membrane.